AUACAUUCUACCUGUGUAUGACAUUGAACCCGGAACAAGCAAAUCAUUUGGCGGAGAUUAGCCAGUACACUGUAAAAAUAGGGUGAUAAUUGUCAUCUUGUCGAGACGAUCCCACAAUUUAGCACAGGUUUAAGGCAUCAGUUUUACAGACCAAUCCAGAAUGAACGGAAUCUGCGUAGUCUUGUGUGCGUUCCUUGCAGUGGGCGCUGCUCAUGUGCUGACUCCUUUUUACACUUCUUUGCUUGGCACUAGCGACCCGAGUGCCGCUGCUGCACAGGCUCAGGCACAAGCUCAGGCUGCUGCACAGGCUCAGGCACAAGCUCAGGCUUCUGCACAGGCAUCUGGAGGUGUUGUUGCUACUGGGCCUUAUUAUGUCCCAGGUACAGCAUAUCCUGCUGCUGGAUCUAUGACCCCUGCUUUCGUUCCUUUGUUCGGAACCAGUGGUGGGAGUUUCGCUACUGCACAGGCUCAAGCUCAAGCCCAGUCUGCCGCACAAGCUCAGGCACAAGCUCAGGCACAAGCUCAGGCUGCCGCACAAGCUCAGGCACAAGCUCAGGCUGCACAAGCACAAGCUCAGGCACAAGCUCAGGCUGCUGCUCAGGCUCAGGCACAAGCUCAGGCUAUUUCUAUGAGUAGCCCAGCCGUGUACCGACCGCAAUUCCUAAGGAGGAGGCCAUUCUAUCCUGUCAAUCCAAAGGGAUUCUAUUGAUCUUCAAAAAUAACAUUUGGGUCAAGCAAAGCCGUUCAUGAAGAUGGAGGACUGAAACAAACUGAUGGAUUCUUCUCCCUGGGAUUGUAAACGGAACAUUAUAUUAUUCAAAAUAAAUAACAUAUGCCAUGAA
Messenger RNA from Haliotis rufescens (red abalone), 842 nucleotides. RefSeq names its product transcription elongation regulator 1-like. Bases 161 to 709 code for a protein of 182 amino acids. Lineage: Eukaryota; Metazoa; Mollusca; Gastropoda; Lepetellida; Haliotidae. The transcript has 4 exons. The record is from RefSeq and is a predicted model, not a curated record.